Messenger RNA from Ylistrum balloti, 1400 nucleotides. RefSeq names its product RING finger protein 32-like. Gene Ontology annotation, molecular function: protein binding. The record is from RefSeq and is a predicted model, not a curated record. NCBI's taxonomy places the organism in Eukaryota, Metazoa, Mollusca, Bivalvia, Pectinida, Pectinidae. The transcript is spliced from 10 exons. The coding region runs from base 1 to 1296 and encodes 431 amino acids.
AUGUACUUGUCGAAGAAAUCUGAUUCGAGCCUCGGUAUAAACAUGUCACGAAACAGACAUGACAAACUAAAGGGAGGCGGAGAUUCAACAGCUUUAGCAGCAGUAGCUUUACAGGAUCAUUUAGUCCGCAGUCUCAACUUAAACUUUAGCAAUACCAAAACAUUUGGGCCGAGGAAUAUCGGACUCGGUCCAGCUGCUCGAGCUCAACACAAAUCACGAACUAGACCUGUUGUAGAUACUGGGAGAAACAGAUUUCAAAAAACAAAACCAAAGAAGAAAGAAGAAGCAGAAGAAUAUGUACUGGAACCACAGAAAAUUCCAAAGUUGUCUCUUGCCCAGAAGAUGGGCCUCGUUGAAGCCCCAGAGUUGCCGCUUACAGAGCAGGAAUGGAAGUCAGUAAAAGAAAAAUCCAACAAGAGAGAUGAUUCCAAACAACCUUGUGUCAUUUGUAAGGAAGAUUUCGGCACACAGGAGCAGGUUCUCCUGUCGUGUACUCAUGUCUUUCAUAAGGCGUGCCUUCAGGCAUUUGAGAGAUUCACAGGACGUAAGACGUGCCCUAUGUGUCGGAAGGCAGAGUAUCAGACGAGGGUCAUACAUGAGGGAGCUAAGGAAUACAGGAUUGUGUGUGCAACAAGAAUACAAGCUGCAUGGAGAGGAUACGUUGUGAAAAGUUGGUAUAGAAAACUUCGGGAAACUGUUCCUCCCAAGGACCCCAAACUACGACAGAAGUUCUAUGAGGAGAAGUUGUCCACCAUCACCGACAGGAUUGUACGGUCAUGUGAUUUUAAUGUAAACACUUUCCUCACGGAGAUUGACCAGAGUCUACAGGCCAGUCGAGACAUCUUCCGACGAUUUGACGAGACCUUUCAUGUGAUAAGCGAUGAUGAAUGGGAAGCAAUACAACUAAAGGCGGUAGAGCGAGAGGCUCAAGAUUGCCCAAUAUGUUUGACAAGUCUAUUAACACAGAGCUACGUUCAUCCAUCCUGUUUGGACAAAAGCUUGGAAUCUGUUGCAGAAAGAACUACAUAUUCAAACAUUAAACAGAUCCCUUCAAACAGAAAGAAAACCCCCACAAGUAAACAAUCUUUUGCAGGUUCAGCAAAGCCAAAACCAAAAUCUGAUACAGAAAUACCUGAACCUGGAACAUCUAAAAGGAGAAAAACUGUUCUGCUGUCAUGUUCUCAUGUGUUUCAUGAACAGUGUUUACAAACUUUUGAGGAACUUUCAAUACAAGAUGGUAGGCAUAUAUGCCCUGUCUGUAGAUCUGUAUAUCAAAAGAAGCAUAUUUCUGUUUAAAAGUUCAUCAGAGUACCAGUGAUAUAUCAACAUUUUAAGGUUGUAAAAAAGAAAAAUUAUUUAAUUGUGUCUUAUUCCUGCACAUACAUGUAUUUAUACUUUGA